AGACUUGGCGCACCCGGAAGCGGCGCCGCCGUUGAGGCACGUGUGGCCGCUCCGGUGCCGCCAUGGGCCGCCUGCGCCGCCGGCACAACUGGAAGGCGCGGGCCCCGGCGGGACCCUCCGCGCCGCCGCCGGAGCUGCCGCCGGAGCUGCCGCCGCUGGAGCUGGGAGAUGAAGCAACGCUGAAGGGAAUCGAUGGAAGCAAUGCCCUGGUCCUGCCAGCCAAAAGAGCAAAGAAGAAAAAAGUAGCCUGUGUGGCACAAAAGCAAAAGAAACCCCUGAGCAAGAAACAGAAGAAAAUCUUGCAGAAGGUUUUGGAGCAGAAGGAGAAGAAAAAACAGCGAGCGGAGUUGCUGAGCAAGCUGAACGAGGUCCAGGCUUCCGAGGCAGAAAUGAAACUUCUGCUUACUACUUCCAAACUGGGUACUGGGGAGCGCAUGUACCAGACCAAAAGGAUCAUACAGGAGCCAGUAAUCGCGGUACCUGAGAAGAUCAGGAGCAUCAGUGGUGCAAAUAAGAGAAGGCACAGCUCGGAUUCGGAAUCAGAGCCUGAGGAAGAACCUAGUAUCUCUGAGGAGGAGAAGGAAGAGCAGAAACAAGAAAUUGAAAAGUCUUCAGCCAGCGAUUUGAAUGCUGCUGAGAAACCAGACGAGGGUGUGAAGGAAGCAGUGGCGCAGCAGGCGCCGUCGGGCGCUGGUGCCCCAGUUUGCCAGGCAGCCUCCAACAAAGCACCGUGCAGGCCUGCAGUUUUCGUUCCAGUGGACAGGUCUCCUGCGAUUCAGGAAGCAAGACUAAAGCUUCCGAUCCUUGCCGAAGAGCAAGUCAUCAUGGAAGCCAUUAGUGAGAAUCCCAUUGUCAUCAUAUGUGGAGAGACAGGAAGCGGGAAAACCACUCAAGUGCCUCAGUUUCUUUAUGAAGCUGGUUAUACCAGUUCUGGUGCUAUUGGGAUCACGGAGCCUCGGCGUGUGGCUGCAGUGUCCAUGUCCCAGCGAGUCGCUAAGGAAAUGAACUUGUCACACAGAGUGGUUUCAUAUCAAAUCCGAUACGAAGGCAAUGUUACAGAUGAAACACAAAUCAAGUUCAUGACGGAUGGUGUGCUGCUAAAAGAAAUCCAGAAGGACUUUCUGCUUUCCAAGUACAAAGUCAUCAUUAUUGACGAAGCCCAUGAAAGGAGUAUGUACACGGAUAUUUUGAUAGGCCUCUUGUCACGCAUCGUGCCUCUUCGUGAAAAGAAGGGGCUGCCGCUGAAGCUGAUCGUCAUGUCCGCUACCCUCCGCGUUGAAGAUUUCACCGAUAACAGCAGACUGUUCUCUGUUCCCCCUCCCAUUAUUCAGGUAGAUGCAAGGCAAUUCCCUGUGACUGUUCACUUUAACAAGAAAACUCCCCUGGAUGACUAUAGUGGGGAGUGCUUCAGGAAGGUGUGUAAGAUCCAUCGAAUGUUGCCCUCAGGUGGGAUUUUGGUGUUCUUGACAGGCCAAGCCGAAGUUCAUUCUCUCUGUAGGAGACUAAGGAAAGCCUUUCCAUUCAAGAAAACUGGUACCGCAGGAGGAGAUGAUGACAAAGAAGAAUCAGUGGAAGAAAUCAGAAAAUUUAAGAAAUCGAGGAAGCAGAAGAAAGUUAUGACACUCCCCAAAAUUGAUCUGGACAAUUACUCUGUUGUACCGGUGGAUGAAGGAGAUGAAGACAGAGAUGCUGAAACUGAUGAGGAUAUUGCAGGAUCUGACAGUGACCUUGAUUUAGGAGAUGGAGACUCGGAAGAAGAUGAGAAAUCUGAUUCGUCCCUUCCACUCUAUGUGCUCCCACUCUAUUCUUUGCUAUCGCCAGAGAAACAAGCAAAGGUAUUCAGGGCUCCUCCUCCUGGCACGAGACUGUGUGUUGUAGCCACCAACGUGGCUGAAACAUCACUUACCAUCCCAGGUAUCAAAUAUGUUGUUGACUGUGGAAAGGUGAAGAAGCGUUUCUACGACAAAAUCACUGGGGUUUCGUCUUUCCGAGUCACCUGGAUAUCUCAGGCUUCAGCCAACCAGCGGGCAGGAAGGGCUGGCCGCACAGAGCCAGGGCACUGCUACAGGCUUUACUCUUCAGCAGUCUUCAUGGACUUUGAGAAAUUUUCUGCUCCAGAAAUAACAAGGCGACCGGUGGAAGACUUGAUUCUGCAAAUGAAGGCAUUAAAUAUAGAAAAGGUAAUCAACUUCCCCUUCCCAACACCACCUCCGACUGAAGCACUGGCAGCAGCUGAGGAGUUGUUGAUAGCCCUUGGUGCUUUGAAGGAGCCCCCUAUGACAGGAAGGCUGAAGCAGCAGCUGGCAGCGAAGCUGAGUUGCCCCAUCAGUCCCCUGGGCAGAGUAAUGGCCACUUUUCCUGUCGCCCCCCGCUACGCAAAGAUGUUGGCGUUAAGCAGGCAGCAGGACUGUCUGCCCUACACCAUCACCAUCGUGUCUGCCAUGACCGUCCGAGAGCUUUUUGAAGAGUUUGACAGACCAGCAGUAAGUGAAGAAGAGACAGCGAAACUGAAGGGGAAGAAAGCAAGGCUCUUACAGAUGCAAAAGAUCUGGGCUGGGCAGGGGCCGAUGCAAAAGCUUGGAGACCUCAUGGUGAUGUUAGGAGCAGUGGGGGCCUGUGAAUAUGCUGGGUGUACCCGUAAAUUCUGUGAAGAAAAUGGGCUCCGAUACAAAGCUGUGCUGGAAAUCAGGCGCUUGAGGGGGCAGCUGACAACAGCAGUGAACUCUGUUUGCACUGAUGCUGGUCUCUAUGUUGAUCCAAAGAUGAAGCCCCCAACAGAAGCUCAAGCAACUUACUUGAGGCAGAUUGUGCUGGCAGGGCUGGGGGAUCACGUUGCCCGAAGGGUUCAGGCAGAAGAGCUUCUGGAUGAGAAAUGGAAAAAUGCCUACAAGACUGCUCUUCUGGACGACCCAGUGUUCAUCCAUCCGAGCUCAGUCCUCUUCAAACAACUCCCAGAGUUUGUGGUGUAUCAAGAAAUUGUUGAGACUACAAAAAUGUAUAUGAAAGGUGUGUCUGCAGUUGAACCCGAGUGGAUUCCUGCCUUGUUGCCACCAUACUGCCACUUUGGGAAGCCUCUGGAAAAUCCUCCUCCGUCGUACUGCCCUGAAACAGGCCGAAUCCGAUGUCACAGACCAAGUGUCUUUUAUCGAGUCAGCUGGCAGCUCCCGGCUGUGGAAGUUGAUUACCCAGAGGGUAUUGAUUGCUACAAAUACUUUGCCAGGUUCCUGCUUGAAGGAAAGGUCAUCGAAAAGUUGAGUGCUUACAGCUGCUGUCUGCUGUCCAGUCCCCUCAUAAUGCUGAAGACGUGGUCCAAGCUUCAGCCCAGGACAGAAGCCCUCCUGCAAGCUCUAGUGGCAGAAAAUUGUGAUAAUCGCGAUGCUUUACUGGCUGCAUGGAAGAAAAAUCCUAAAUAUUUGCUCACAGCCUAUUGUCAGUGGAUCCCUGAAGCUCUGCAUGAUGAUGUAGCCAAGAAGUGGCCACCAGUAGCACUGUGAAGGGCCUGACUCUCUUCUUGAUGGACUCCUUUUCUCAGAGGUGUUGUGAGAGCCUGGCUUUCCUUGGAAAUCUGAUGACAACGAUGAAUGUGCUAACUGUUAGUGAUACCUUUUUGUAAGUGAAAUGGGUGUUCUUCUAGUUUUCUGGGAAGCCUUCUGUGUUCCCAGAAGCCUUAUCAGCUGUUUCACUGGUAUUUUGUAAUAUUAAUGUUUGGAUAAUUUUAUCCAUUAUAUGAGGUCCAACACAAAAACCCCCAAGACUGCCUCUAAGUCUUUCUAUUUAACAAAUGAAGAAAAUUAAUUACAGUCACCUUUGAAAUAGUUCCCUCCCGAGCUGAGACACAGCUGUGUACGAUGCUGCCAAAGUUCAAAGCAAUUCUGCAGAUUAUUUUCAUAGACUCGUAGAAUGGUUUGGGUUGGAAGAUCUUCCUGAAAGAUCUUCCAAUUCAAUCCCCCUGCUCUGGGUUUCCCAUUGGAUCAGGGGCUCCAAACCCCAUCCAACCUGGCCUUGAACACCUCCAAGGAUGGGGCAGCCACCACUGCUCUGGGCAACCUGUGCUUAAUCACAGGAAAACAUUUCUUCCUAAGAUCUCAUCACACUCUCCCUUCUUUCAGCUUAAAACUGUUCUCCCUUAUCCUGUCUCUCCACUUCCUGAUAAAAAGCCCUUCCCCAGCUUUACUGGAGCCCCUUUCAGUACUGGAAGCAGCUCUAAGGUCUCCCUGGAGCCUUCUCCAGGCUAAGCAAGCCCGACUCUCAGCCUGUCCUUGUACAGGAGCUGCUCCAGCCAUUGGAUCAUCUCCAUGGCCUCCUCUGGCCUCGUUUUGACGGACCCAUGUUCUUCCUGUGCUGAGGACUCCAGAACUGAACGCAGACCCCCAGGCAGGGGAGAGUGGAGCAGAGGGGCAGAAUCUCCUCUCUCACGCUGCUGGUCACAGUUCUGAUGCAGCCCAGGACACGGUUGGCUCUGUGGGCUGCGAGCGCACAUUGCUGGCUCAUCUUCAGCCGGCAAUGCAUGUUCUAUAACCUCCUCUCCACUCUUGGUUCCAGAGCUAUAGGUUAGUCUGGAGUUGUUUGUGUUGGACCCUGUAUCUUACAGAUCGGUAUUUUAUCUGAAGUUUCUCUUUGGACUAUAUUAGUCGUAUGGACUAUAAUAAAU
This is a messenger RNA of Cuculus canorus (common cuckoo), 4651 nucleotides long. RefSeq names its product DEAH-box helicase 37 (gene DHX37). The transcript has 27 exons. Gene Ontology annotation, molecular function: RNA binding; ATP hydrolysis activity; ATP binding. Gene Ontology annotation, cellular component: intracellular anatomical structure; nucleolus. Gene Ontology annotation, biological process: maturation of SSU-rRNA from tricistronic rRNA transcript (SSU-rRNA, 5.8S rRNA, LSU-rRNA). Lineage: Eukaryota; Metazoa; Chordata; Aves; Cuculiformes; Cuculidae. The coding region runs from base 63 to 3494 and encodes 1143 amino acids. The record is from RefSeq and is a predicted model, not a curated record.